CAGAAACACUGCUCUAAUGUGACCAACUUAACAAGGAAGCUUGUAUAUCCAGUGUCUGUGCAGUAGGUGUAUGAACUCAGGAAGGCGCACAGCUCUCUAGCAACUGAUUGCACGCUUAUUGAACAACUUCUGGUCUCUGCUGUACUAUGCACACAAUGUCUAAGUUAGGAUCAAUCAGCUUCAAGACUCUUAUCAGAGGCGUGUACCCUGCUAGGUGCAGCACGCCAAAGACAAUACAGACAAGGCAAUAUUGUCAAAAUGUUAACGUUCCAAAAGCCCAGGUGACUGAAACAUUGUCUGGUGAGUAAAUAUUUAAGCUAUGUGAAAUUGUACUAAAUAGAAUGGAAAAUUAGUUUUAUAAUAAUGCUGGACAUGGCAGCCAUCAUUUUUUUUGCAGCCUAACUUUUUGGAGCAUAAUUUUUAUUAUUAUUUAUAUAUUCUAUAAGUGCAAUGUAUGACCACGGUUUUACUUUUGUGAAUUUAUAGAAUAUUAUACGAUGCUGGUGAAAUCGUGUGUUUAAUUAAUUUUAGUACUUAUCAUUAUAUCAUUAAAAUUUGUUUUAUGUUGCCCCAUGUAUAUUGCAGUUAGGGAGGGGGCCUUUAUUAAUAGGGCUAUUUAAAUUGAGAUCAAACUGGGACUUAAUAUCAAAGCACUCUGCAGCUUGGGAAAGUCCCUUAGAUGAAACUGGUUGGUGAGAUUGUGGUCUGAAAGUCCUCUUUCACUUUGCCAGAGCUCACUGGCACUGCCUUAAAAUGACAGCUGCUACUUAUUGUGGUAUAAUGUGCUAUUCGUGUUGUCCCCACAGUGGUAGAUACUAAUUGACAAAAUUAUGAAUUUUGUGCUUUGUUUCUUUUAAGCACAAUUUUAAUUUGCAAGUUUAAACUCGUCCGUUAGCGCAUCUUUUAUGUUUUUAAUUGUGUUACAUAAUAUAUAUAUAUAUUUUUUUUUUUUGUUCUUCUUUAUGUGACUAAUAUGUAUGUAAUCUUCUGAUACUUUGUGGAUGAGAUAAAUUAUUAAUAUGUAAUUGCAACUAUCCGUUGAGGGAAAAUGAUUAUAUCUUUACUUAAUGCCCUUUUUAUUUAUUUUUAUAAAAUUUCUUCACAACUAGUACAACUAAAGAAAACCUCUAAAUACAUUCACUUAUUAGUCCUAAAUGCAUCUUAUAACUAGGAUUUUCAGUUACAUUUUUAAAGCAAAAUUAGACAUCAUGAUAUUUUAAAUCUAAUAACAUUCUCAGUACACAAAAAAAUAUAUUUGUAGAAAGUAGACCUAUCAGGGUAUUUAACCAUCAUCAGUAUUCUGAGCCAAACUGCUGGGUAUAUGUUAUCUAUUUUAUUUUUUUUUCUCCAUGGAUUAAUUUCACAGAUCAUGAUUUGUAUUCUGCUUUUGCUGCACAAGUACAGCAAUACCCCAGGUAUAUAUAUUUACCAGGUUUUGGGGCUUUUUAUUGGAUCACAUUAUGGACAUUAAAAUAAAAUUGUGGGCAACAAAGAAUAAUAAUGAAAUGUAUAAAGAAAAGGCAGCAGCUCAAACAGUGACUAGUAAAAAAAAAUAUAAAAAUAGAGUACGGGUACACUACAAAGAAAUCUUAUAUACCCAUAAAAAAGUAAAAACAAUAAACUUUAAUGGGAACUUGUUUUUGACAAAAAAACAAAAACUCACAUAAUUAGGGCAAUUCUCAUAUGCACCACAUAAAUAUAUAAUUAUCUAGCAAUAGCAAUAUAAAGCUGGUCAACCUGGAUGUAGUAUCACUUUUUAAAAGUAACCACUAAAUAGCAACAAUACAUCACAUUUUAGAAAUGCCCACAUUUUGACUUGCUUCUUUAAAUUAUUCCCAGAUAUGCUAUUUGGUGAUGACACAGUGUCACCAUACUGACCAGCAUCAAACUUUGACACUAUUUCUAAUGCUCGUGCCUAUUCCAUAAAUGCUAACACCCUAACAAUGCACAAUUUAGUAAAUUGGCUGUCAGGUUGAUAGUUUAGGCAGGUCAUUCCUGUGAUUGGAUCCCAGGGUGAUCAGCCAUCAGUCAGGGACUAUUGUUGGCCUGACUCAUUGUGAGUAGCCAACUGACAGCUGAUCCUGGCAUGCACUGCAACAACAGGGCAUCAGCUGUCAAUAAUGCCAUACUAUUGCUCUGAAAAGGUUGUUAUAGCUGUUUUGUGGCUGUAACAUCUUGAGACUACAAAACCCAAGGUGCAAGAUAGUACUGAGAAAGGACAACAGCUUAAGUAACCUGCCCUUCGGUGGGUUCCUGCUCAAAUCUCAAGCUGGUUUUAGUUCAGCUUGUGCCAUUACAAAGAGAACCAGGGCAAUUUGCAUAUCAGACUGACCCCACCAAAAAAGGGCAUUCCAGAUCCAAAAUGCAGGCCGGCUCUCUCUGCCCGAGAAAUAUAGCAUCCCCAGACAAUGUUCAUAUAAACAUUGUCAGUGAGGUAUAGCUGAUACACCUCUAGGCACCAUGGGCCAGGGGUCCACAUCUGGAUUACCCUUUAAACUUUGAGAGAGUAAAAAAAAAAGCAAGGUUCAAGAGAGUACUGAGUACUGACAACAGUUUAAGUAGCCUGCCUUUCGGUGGGUGCCCGCUCAGAUCUUAAGCGGUUUUUCUAAGCUUUUGUCCGUUCUUAGAGUUCUCAUAUUCUCUGUUUUUAUUGCAAUGCAUUAACUUGGCUUUCCCCAAGAUAAAAGUGUAAUUCAGGCAAGCACCCCAUGCACACUGUACCUAGAGGGGUAUCAGCUACACCUCGCUGGCGAGGCCCAAAGAAAGUCUAAACAUUCGUCCGUUGUUGCUGUAUUUCUUGUGCAGAGAGAACUUGCCAGCAUUUCAAUCCUGGACUGGUCUUAUGGGUGGGAUCUGAUAUGUCUUAGAAUAGGUUCUCUCUGUAAUGGCACAUAUCAGCAAAAACUAUUUUGUGAGACCUAAACUGGGAUUUACCGAAGGGCAAGCUAUUGAGUUUCUCUAAGCUUUUGUCUGUUCUCAUAUUCUCUGUUUUUAUUGAAACUUCUUGAGACUAUUGCAGGAGUGAGGCUUACAGUAACAGCAUGUACAGGGCCGACGCGACUGUUAGGCAGAUUAGGCAGCUGCCUAGGGCACACUGGCCUGGGGGUGCACUUUCCAUGUGACUGGCAGGAGGCGAGCGCACAGUGCUCCCCUCCUGUUGGACUCUGUAUGUAGCGUGGCUGGAUCACAGUAGAGAAGCUUCUGUAACCUCUACAAUGUUGGACAGGAAGAGCUCACUGAGAGCACAGCACUGCUACCUGUCAGACCAGGUAGAGGCUUAGCCACGCCACAAGGCAGGGAUGUAUUUACCACAAGGCAAACAAGGCAUUUGCCUAGGGCACUUUCAGGGGGGGCACCAAAAACGCCACCCCAAGCUCCUAGACAAAUGCCUUGUUUGCCUCAUGUUCUGGGGCUGUCCACCUUACUGUGAGUGAGUGAGUGAGUGUGAGUGAAAGUGUGUGUCUUUCAGUGAGAAUGGGUGUACCUCUAUGUGUGUCAGUAUGUGUAUGUCAUUUUAUGUGUAUCUGAGAGUGUGUGUCUGUCAGAUAAAGUGUGUGUUGGGUAAACAGUGUGUGCCAAUGACUGUAUGUGUAAGCCAAUGACUGUGUAUCUGUCAGUGAGUGUAUAUCAGUGCAUGUAUCAAUGAAGGCAUGUGUCUGUCAGUCACAAAAGUGGCCUUGACAUAAAUUGGAGGGUGGGGGGGAUUUAGAUUUUGAGGGUGCCCGAAUUUAGUCGUGCCUAGGGCAGCACAAAUCCAAAAUACACUACUGCCACAAGGAUUAGGGCUGUGGGGGAGAAAAAUGCAAACAAAGGCUUGUGGGGCGAGAAAAAGGCACAUGGGGACUGGUGAGGGGAAAAAGAUGCACAGAGGGGCUGAUGGGGGUAGAAAGAGGCAUGCAAAGGCUGGUGGGGGGCAGAAAUAAUCACAUAGGCUAGUCUCAGGAGAGAGGCACACAGGGGCUUGUAGGAAGAGAAAGAGGCACAAAGGGUCUGGGGAUGGGAGAAAGAGGCACAAAGUGGCUGGGGGUGGGAGAAAGAGGCACACCAGGGUUGUGAGGGGGAGAAGGAGGCACAGUGUGACUGCAGAAAUCAAAGAGACACACAGAGGGGCUGGGGGAAGCUAUGAGAUGCAAAGAGGGACUGGGGGAUGAAAGAGACACACAAAAAGUUGGCAAUUUUUGUUUGGGGAAACGGUGGAAGUAGCUGGUCUUGCCUAGGGUGCAAAUUAUUCUCGCACCAGCCCUGUGCAUGUAUAUGCUGCGAUUACUGAGAUUGCAGCAUCUACAGCUUGUAAUGGAGGUCCUGCAACUGACUGGGGUUAAUAGGCAUGCAGUCCUCAUAAUUACCUUCCUUCCGGGACCUUCAUAAACCUACUUCUGUAAUGUCUCACUUUUGCAACAACCGUAAUAUUGGGCACAUUUAAACUGAGACCAUCACUAAGUACUAUAAUUAGUUCUCCAUACCACAUACAGAUUCCGAUGGGAAGAGGUUAAAAUGUUUAAUUCUGAGAUUAAAAUCUUUUUUUUUUGCAUGAAAGUCUGCCUCCCUGGGCUGUCUAUCGGCUAACCAAUUUACUCUCUACUUGGCUGGCAAUAUAGUUUUCUACAACUUCCCUUUAUAUAGCAAAUCACAUUUUAAUUGACACAUACAAUUGUAUACUUAAAAAGGACACUUUACUUAAACAACUGUAAAUCUUUUAUAUGAAUACAGAGAUCUCAAAAAAAAAAGCAAUUAACAAAAUACAUUUUUUGCAACUUUGUCUGUGCGCACAUGGCAGAGCUGGGUUUGCAUUAAAACUUAGUGUGAUGGUGCCAGGGAAUAUUUUGGACCAUAACCACUACAACAUGCUGUAGUGGUUAUUGUGCUUACAGUAUCGCUUUAAGCACUUGGCAAACAUCUACUUCUACUUUCGAAGACUGUAAUUUUAGCUUCAUUAAACAUUUCUUGCACAAUCUUGGAAACCUACUUUGCAAGCCACCAUCUCCCUAUGCUGUAAUUACAGACAACGUUAUUAAUAACAGCUGCAACAAACACAAUCUCACACUUCCAUUAGCAAGAUAUAAUUCACUUCGCUGGUCCUCUGGUAAUGCUGAAAAGUGCUGUCCGAUGCUCACAGUUCAGUACCUGCUGCCGACCAACACAAUGUGUCUUACUGUGCCGUGUUUAUAGCAUAGAAAGUAACCUCUCUGAUUACAUUAGUAUCUAUUGCUCUUAGCAAAUAUCUGUGAUUACAAGUCACUUGCUGCCAAACAAUUUGGCAGAAUUCUGUACCACUCUAGUUAAAGGACCACUAUAGUGCCAGGAAAACAUACUCGUUUUCCUGGCACUAUAGUGCCCUGAGGGUGCCCCCACCCGCCCGGGUCUGGGGAGAGGAAAGGGGUAAAAACUUACCUUUUUCCAGCGCUGGGCGGGGAGCUCUCCUCCUCCGAUCCUCCUCCGUUCCUCCCCUACGGCUGAAUGCGCACGCGCGGCAAAAGCUGCGCGCGCAUUCAGCCGGUCACAUAGGAAAGCAUUCAUAAUGCUUUCCUAUAGACACUGGCGUGCUCUCACUGUGAAAAUCACAGUGAGAAGCACGCAAGCGCCUCUAGUGGCUGUCAAUGAGACAGCCACUAGAGGAAAUAGGGGAAGUCUUAACCCAUUCAUAAACAUAGCAGUUUCUCUGAAAAAAUGGGUUAACCCUAGCUGGACCAGGCACCCAGACCACUUCAUUAAGCUGAAGUGGUCUGGGUGCCUAGAGUGGUCCUUUAAAAGGGGUUAAUAUAACAACAGUGUACUCUGUCAUUUCUGGGGCUACAUGUUCAAUAGGGGAUUCAUGUGUUCUAUUGAAAUCUGUGGUUCUGGUCUUAUGUACCUAACCUCAGUUUACAACUAGGCUUUACAACCAUAUCAAAAUAAAAUGUAAGAUCUCUACGAACAAGCUGAGCCACAGAAACAUUUCCCACGAAAGCAAGGAGUACAAGGGACACAGCCUGUCCUAUUGAUUAUGAAGAACAAGGAUUGAAAUGGGAACUAUUAAAAUGCAUAGGCUCAGAGCUCCAAUAGCUUCUGUUAAUCUGGCCCUGCACUCCAUUCCAAACUGCUUGAGUAAAAAAAUGGGUUUAGUUAUAUAAUACGAUCAUGCAUUGCAUAAGCUACUUUGCCAAUGUAGCUCAUUUUUGGCAGGUCCUAUGCUGUCCUAAUCUAAUGACUAAUCUUAUAGAUUUAACCAACUGCAAGUAAAAUCUAUCCACUGUGGUUCUCUGCAGUAGAAGGUUGAAUAAGGACCAAGAAGAAGCUUGCCCCAUUCCCUGGCAAUGGGGCAAGCUUCUUCUUGGGUCCUACCAGGUGCCAAGAGUCCUAACAUGUCAGGUGUUGCACAUUCAGCUUCUGCAGAAGCCGGAUGCUGUUAAUGCCAGUUAUUUAUUGGCUGAGAGGUUCAAUUAAGUGUACUCAGCUAACGAAUGAUGCUCUGUGCUAGGAAUAUGCACAGAAUUGUCACUAACCAGCAUUGUUCUGGGCUGGCUGAUGAAGCUUCCAGAGGUAAAGUAAGAACACAGUGCACUGUUUCCAUGCUGUACCAAUCACAGAAAUGGUCAUGGUGAUUUGAGUAACCCUUUAAAGGGACACUCAAAACACCAUAACCACUGCUACUUGUCAUAAUGGUUAUAAUGUUAUGCAUGAAACUGACACAGUCAACAAGAUAGCACAGCCGAAACCUGUUUAAAUGUACAAAUAUUUUUGACAAAUAAUGAGGAAGUGCAACUGAUUUAUAACGGAGUCCCACGCAGAAAGAGUGACCUAUAUGCACUGGUAAUCCACUGUUGUUUUCACAAACAGCUUGAAAAACCAAAAACACCAGGGACUGCCCGGAUAACACCAUAACCACAGUAAGAGGAGUGUCUCUUUAUUCUCUGCAGCUAAUCAUACCAUAUUCUGCUCCAUAUUUAGAAUUUCCCUUUUAAGUUAGAUUUAUUUGUAAAACAUAAUGUGAUCUGUGCUGAUUUUACACAGCCUUGAAGUUUGGAUUGCUGAACUGACUUUUUGUUUACUUGCACAUAUACAUUUGCAGAGUUUCCAUCUCACUCAUGAAUAGGGCUUUUCAUCAGUAUUAGAAUUUCUAUGUUGCCAGUAGAGAUGUCAAGUCUGCCUUGAUUGUCUGGACACAGCUAAGUUCAUGUUGGCAUAGUUAUAUUACUAAUAGUCUGUCGGUACCAUUGCCCUCAGAUUUCAUUUAAACAAUAUAGCACUGGCUUGACCUAAAAUUGAUCUCUCUCUAUCAUCACCCAGAGACAACCCUCUACAAUUGCAUUGAUAAUGCAGAAUUUACCCUUCUUUGUUAUCAUUGACAAUUGUAUGUGUCAUAUGUGUCCAUAGGCGUGCGCAGCCUAUUGCAUUAGGGUGUGCACCCUAAAGCACAAGCACACGCCGCAUAUAUAUAUGUAUGUGUGUAUAUAUAUAUAUACAUAUAUAUAUAUAUAUAUAUAUAUACAUACACAUAUAUACACACAUACACACACUGCUGUGUGUGUGUGUGUGUGCUGUGUGAGGGUGCUGUUAGUGUGAUAUGUGUGUGACGGUGCUGGUAGUGUGCUAUGUGGGUGAGGGUGUUUGUGUGUGCGUGCUUGUGAGGAUGCUGUUAAUGUACUGUGUGUGAGGGUGCUGUUUGUGUGUGUGUGUGUGCGCUUGUGAGGGUGCUGUUUGUGUGUGAGGGUACUGGUAGUGUGCUGUGUGUGUGUUUGUUAAUGUCCUGUUUGUGUUUGUGAGGGUGCUGUUUGUAUGCUGUGUGUGAGGGUGCUGUGUGUUUGUGAGGGUGCUGUAUGUGUGUGUGGGUGCUGUAUGUGUGUUGGUGCUGUGUAUGUCUGUGGGUGCUGAAAGUGUGUGGGUGCUGUGUAUGUCUGUGGGUGCUGUUUAUGUCUGUGGGUGCUGUAUGUGUGUGGGUGCUGUAUGUCUGUGGGUGCUGUGUAUGUCGGUGGGUGCUGUGUAUGUCUGUGAUAUGUGUGUGGGUGCUGUGUGUGUGCUGUAUGUCUGUGGGUGCUGUAUGUGUGUGGGUGCUGUAUGUGUGUGGGUGCAGUGUAUGUCUGUGGGUGCUGUAUGUGUGCUGUAUGUGUGGGUGGGUGAUUGUGGGGUUGGAGGUGGAUUACUUGCUAUCCCCCCUCCCUUCUUACCUUAUGUAGGGAGGGGGGAUAGUGCUGCUGCUUUCCCUGGUGGUCCAGUGGAGAGUGAACUCUAGCCCCCUGUGGGGCUAGAGUUCACUCUCGCGAGAUUUGAGCGUUGCCGUGGCAAUGCUCAUAUCUCGCGAGAGGAACCCGGCGGAGCUGCCGGCAAUAGCUCCGCCGGUCCUCUCCUGCCUCCCUCCCUGCAUGAGGGUCGGUAGGGAGGGAGGCUGAGAGCAGAGCCGGCGCUCGGAUAGCGCCGGCUCUGCAUUAGCCGACAGAGGGGAUCCUGAGAUCUCCCCUGCCGGUCUCAAUAUACAUAGGCGUGCGCGGGGAUUAGGGUGUGCCCAGGCACACCCGGCACACCCCGUGCGCACGCCUAUGUAUGUGUCAUGGAUAGCAGUGCUUGGCUGAUAGUGCUGGGGAGAGGGUGACCCUGGUUAAUGUUAAAGGGACACUCGCGACCCCUAAAGCACUUUAACUUGCUGAAAUACUUUUUGUGGAAGAGUGUCUCCUCUCUUUUCAUUUUACAAAAUGUGUAGAGUUCAACAGAAAUUGGCACUUUUAUAAAUUAACCUUGUCACACCCCCUGACUGCCAAGCAGACAAUAGGUCCUGUUAUUUCCUGGUUUGGGUAGCUCAGUGGAGCUAAACUCAAGAGGCUGCAAUUGUCCAGAGCAUCUGCAUUGGAUAGACUUCUCAAUUAACUGUAUUGAGAAGUCUGUGAUUGGACAGCCACAAAGUAUGGGCGGGGUUAGGAGGAGAGGACUUGCAAAUGCUGCAGACAAGAAAUCUGCAGCUUUUGCAAGCCGUGUUUAGAUUUACCCCAAUGCAAAAAAUGCACACUGGUUUUCAUUUUUGGUAUAGCUGCUAACCAGUGAUUUUUUUAAAAAAAAAUGUGGGCAUUUGAUUCUACAUUUAAUAACGUAUCCAAACAUUGUGCUGUUGUGGUUAUGUCACUUAGAUUGCCCUUUUAGUUUGUGUUAAAACUAUGGAGUGCAGUGAAAUAAAAGGAUGAUUCGACAGCUACUACUAUUGCACAAAUUCCUUUACAAAUGUCUAUUGCCUGGUAACGAUAAUAUAUAACUAGAAAAUGUUUUUAUUAGGUUUCUAGUAGCAACUUCAUGUGACCUACAGGAUAUUGUUCAACUGAAAAUAUAAAUAGCAAUGUUUUUUUGUCCUUGAAUGCGUAACAAAAAAGACAUUUUAAUCACAAUUAUGUUCUGGAUGCUCAAAAAUUAGGCUUGAUUAGCUUCAAAAGUAAUGAAUCUGUGAUACUUUGUGUUUUGGCACUUUGCAAGCGUAAUAUGUUUCUGGUUAUUUUAGGUCAACAUUUAUUUCGAAACCAAAGAAAACCAACCAACUUUGAUAAAAAGGUACUUGUUUGGGGUGGACGAUACAAAAAGGCUGAAGAUAUUCCUGCAUAUGUUUCGUAAGUAUAUAAUCUGAGCAACCCAUUUAUAAAAUAACUUUACUAAUGUAGGACCUGUAUAAAUGUUUGUGGAACAAAGUUCUAAAAAAAAUAUAAGCAGUUAUUCAGCAAUCGUAAUUAUAAAUUUUCCUCAAAUUUCAAGAUGAUUGAUUGAAAGCAGAACAGUCACAGAUAUUUACAGUAAAUAAUUUUUUUUUUUUCAGAUUCACCCGAUUUUGGCAUUGUGAGAACAUAUAAUUUGUACCGUUGAGCUGUUUUCUGUUUAUCACUGGUUUCCUUGGGUUCUCUCUAAAUAUCAUAACUUAUGUAUUUUUAAAAAGUAUAUAUAAUAACGCUACAUGAUCAGUGCCACCACCAGGGGGUGACAAUCAUGACGGAUGUCACGGGCCAGGUGGCCCUGGGGGUAUGUCAGUAUGUCAGUAUAUAUGUAUGUCAGUAUGUCUGUAUGAAUGUCUGUAUGUAUGUCAGUGUGUGUGUGUGUAUGUGUAUGUGUGUAUGUAUGUCUGUAUAUCUGUCUGUCUGUUUCAGUAUGUGUGUAUGUCUGUCUGUUUCAGUAUGUGUGUAUGUCUGUUUCAGUAUGUGUGUGUGUAUCCUUUUGUAUUAGUGCGUGUGUUGUGUCUGUGUGUGUAUUCCUGUGGACGGGAUUUGGAGGCGUGCUUGGAGGUGGGCCCCCGGGGGCCAAGUCCCCGGGCUGUGUUAGGGGCACCAAAAUUUCUGAUGGCGGCCCUGUACAUGACCUGCACAUUAUUUUUCCUAAAUCAUGCUUUAGCCACAUGCCAAAAUCUCUGGGGAACUUACGUGUGCAAGCCCCAAUGUGGAAAGAAGGUGGGUGGAAUGAAGAAGAGGAUUUGUUUUGGGGGGGGGGUGAACAGCAGAUAAGCACGUUGGUUUGCCAUGAUCGACAAGAAGUCUGCUCAAUCAUGUGGACUGUAUCUCCUGUACAAACAAGAGAAAUCAAAGAAGAUUAAUGGUUGGGGACAGCUAAAUUGUGAUUUUAUUCACAGGUCAUGUGAUAACUGACCAUUGUUUUCCCCAAUCCUUUUUAUACUGCAACAACUGGCACUUAGGUGCUCCAAGGAGGUAUAAUGCUUGAAAUAGGUAAUGCUUGAAGGAGCUGCAGUACCAAUGGAAGCCACAGCGUCAUUUGUUGUAGCAUGAGGAAGAGUUCGACAAGCAGACUCUAUAAGAUUGAGGUGUUUGUAAUGACCAUGGGGAAGAAAGUUCUAGUAAAGUACUACUAUAGAUCUAUAGAAACUGAAUGCAAUCCCAAAAUAUAGUCCCAGAACCCAAUAUAUAUAGAAAAUGUACCCAAUAUGACUAGCUUACAUUAAUGUGACACUAUAGGCUUUAAAACAAAUUAAGCAGUUUUGGUGACAUGCCCCUGCAGUCUCACUGCUCAAUUCUCUGCCAUUUAGGAGUUAAUCACUUUUGUUUAUGUUUAUGCAGCCCUGGCCACACCCUCCUGGCUGUUACUCACACAGCCUGCAUGAAAACAAAAUGCUUUCAUUUCAAUCAGAUGUUAACUUACUUUAGAUAUUUAUGUCUAGCAUUUUAUCAUGUGGUUUAUAAUGUCUCCAGAACCCCAAGAUAACAUUAUUUCCCCAAUGCAGGCUUACUGUUAUGCAUUUUUGAUAUUACAUGCUAUUUUUGGUUAGGGUUAGUGGCAAGUGAUAAUUUAAUGUUAAAGCUUAGUUGUAGUAUGGGUGGUAAAGUUUGGUGUAGUGUAGGAGAUAAGGACAGUAUUGACACCUAUAUGUUUUAGUGCUGCUAACGAAUAAUGGGAGUUACAGUCCCACCUGAUAGCUAUUUUAAUUUUGCAAUAAAAGUUGCAUCAGCAACCUCUAGGAAUUGUAACACCCACUGAUCUUUUGCCUAAGCUUAAAGCCCCUAUAGCACUUGGUGUUCUGUUAUUAUUGGACCCAUUCAUUAUGAGAAAUAAUUGCUCGAAUUAUGUCACUAUCCGUGUAGUUCUGUGUUGGAAAACAUGAUCUGUUUGAAUGCUUAAUAAACAAUAAAAGCAAGUGGACUGGGAUCAUUCCUCCUUUACGAAUUAUAAUAUAAUAUUUGUAUUGAUAUAUUUAGUUAUAGUUAAACUAUGUUUCUAAACAGAUUUUAUUUUUGUCAGUAUUGUACUAUGCUAAUAUGCUUUGAUAGAUUUAAUUGAAUAAACUGUAUACACUUUUUGGGACUGGUCUCUGACAUGUUAAAUGAUGUUUCUAUCAAUUUCUCUCCUAAUUAGACAGAGCUCAUGAUGUUCUUGUUUAGAUAAGCCUUUGUUAGCCAGUUUCAUGCAAUGUUGGCUAUAUUGAAUGCUUUGAACAUGGAUGUAACAGGCUUAAUUUAAUUUUAGUAAUGGAUAUUCUUCAAUGGGAAGCAAUCAUCAACAUUUAUUGAAUAUUAAUUUAAUUGUAAGAGAGAUUAAGUAUUGCAGUUCAUUUUCAUAUAAUCUCAGAUUUGCAUGUUUAUGUGGUUUUAAUAGUUGCUUUAAUGGAAUGCACUUCAUGAUUAAUAUUUUCCAGAAAUUAUUAAGCUGUUUUUUUAAAGUAUUAUUGUGAGUAAACAUUUUUUAAAAGGAUCAGUUGCUACGGAAACCAGUAAUAUACAGUAAUUCAUAUACAUUGUUCCACUUUUAGUACUUUACCGUCAUACACAUUUGCUUCCUCUGUUGUUACAUCUUUAAUCUUUUUUAACUAUUGCACUACUGUUUUCCUUAAAAGGAUAACCAGCAAAGUCUACACAAAAAUAUAAUUAAAAAAGCAGUUGGAUUUUUAUUACACAUAAAGGUACCAUAUGAUUUGUGAUCAUGGGAUGCCCUCCGUAAUUUUAAUUUUCUUUUUUUAAAAUAUUUUUUUAGAUAUAAAUAAAAUAUAGAUUUUUUUUUUACCUCGAACUGGAAGCAAUCUGCUAGCAGCAAAUCAUGUAAUCUGUGUUUUAAGAGACACCAUGGGUCUAUAAUUUAUAUUUUAAGAACCAUCAUUCUGUCUUAUUUGAAAUACCUCUACUGCCAAAGGGGAAUCAAAAGUUGCAAUCUCAUCAUUUCUCCAAACUUCAACACUGCUUUUAUUUUAAUAACUACAGAGAAUAUAUUACAUUUCCGCUAUCAUUUUAACCACAUGAAAUGUACUAUAUAUGUUCCAGGAUCCGGGGAACAGUUUAAUGAGUUUGGGCAAUGGUGCAGCUUUGAGAAAACAUGAGUCGUAUUCUUUUAAAAUUAACACUAUCAUGAAAAUAUUUUUUUAAACUGCCUUUAACUUCUGGGGUUUGUUAUCAUGUUGUAAAAAGCCAUUUUAGUCAUAUAUUGUUUCAAUUACAAUUUACCAUUCUCUGACUUUUUAGUUAAAGGGGCACUAUAACCACUUCAGAUCAAUUUAGAUGUAAUGGUGCUUUAAAUCUAUGGGUGCAUCCCACAAUUUUCGGUCGAACUAUUUUGGAGCUCUUUGUCAAAAUUACAGUGCUCUCCUUGUGACCCAUAACCCACCUCCUCUGUAUUCACAGUGACUAUACAUCUAACUCUAACCUAGAGUGUUUUUUUCUGGGAAUAACAUUUCUUUGGGAUGUUGACACAUUCUUUUGUUUUAUUUCAGGUGUGAGGUCUUGUCAGCAGCUAGGAAUAAUGUCCGAAUAAAGACCUGUAUGGCGAUGAUUUUAGGAACAAUUAUAGGUUGCAUCAUCAUGGUGAUAUCUGGCAAAAAGGUAAGUUAUUUUUUUAUAUAUUUUUUUUUAUUUAUACUAAUUUCACCUAAUAAUUUUGUUAACAAUCUGGAAGCAUCUCAGAAUUAGUACAUUAAACUGUAUAGAUCUUUAGAUCCUUUCCCCAGCUGUGACCUCUUUCAUCCAUGGGGGUGAGAACCACAGGACCUCCUUUAAGAUAUAUUAACCCCUUAAGGACACAACUUCUGGAAUAAAAGGGAAUCAUGACGGAAUAUUUCCGUCAUGUGUCCUUAAAAGGUUAAUUAAAACUUUAAGAGAGAAAAUAAAUAUUCACGAGACAUGCACUUUAUUGUAUAUUGUCAUUUCAAAGUAAACUUUUUUUGGGGGGGGUGGGGGGGUUGAAUGCUGCAUGUUUAUUGGUUUUCAAUACACAAACUCUUGUAUUCCAUUGUGGAUUUUUUAUAUUAAACUUUAAUUUCACACCCCAGAAAUACAUAUUUGUUAACUAUAGGGAUAAAUAAAUAUGAUAUUAAAAAUCAUGUGAUGUGACAGUUUGGCACUCACUGUUAUGCCUAAAACUACAUGGCAGGGGGCUACUGUUCUUAUUUUUUCUUUAUAAAAUAAAUAUUUUUAAUACUCUCUAAAUCACAUAUAUUUAGCUGAUACCCAUAUAAUGUCCUUUACUUAAUGGGAUAUCACACAUACAUUAAGUAAUUUAUUGUGUGCAACAUCCCAGUUAGUCCCAUUGUUCUUCAGCUUUAAAGCUUAAUAACUAAUUCUGGAUGUAUGCAAUGAUGUACCUGGACCUAUUUUGUUUUUUAUUUAUUUACAAAAAGUUUACAGUGUACCUUAUUACAGCCUUUACUAUUUCCCAGUUGGAUCCUAAAUACACUGUCAAAAAUGAAGUGUUAAACAGUAACCAGCAGGGGUCUCCCUUUUCACAAGUUUUUCUUUAGUAUUAUGCUAAACAAAUUUGAGUGCUGGUAAAAUUAAUUCAAUCAAGUUACUGAAUACCGAAUAUAUGAGUAACACUCACUGAGAUCAGAUCCAGUCAUACAUUCCUGUUCAUGAGUUUUUAGCUAAUAUAAAAUUAACCACCUCUUCCACAGAUCUAAAGAGCAAGUUGUUUGUUCAUCACAUUCGUUCUACAGGUACAGUUUUAUAGAGCAACUACUGUGGUUAAUCCCAACACAUUGAAUCUUGCUUACUUUUCCCACUAUGUAGCCAAACUCUUAUAUUUUGUCUUUAAUAAAUUAUUGAGACAGCCCAAAUAUUCAUUAAAAUGUUGGAAUAUGGAAGGGAGGCAUAGAUGUAGAAAACUAUUUUACUACUUACGUAAGGGUACUUUAUGCCAAAUAGAGUGAGUAUGCUUCUAAGAUUUGAGGUAGUGGAGGUUGGUGAUAAGGAUAUCAUUGUUAAAAGGAGGACUGAAAGUCCUUAAUGCAACAUGACUAUUAGUGCUAUAAGACUGAGACCCUGUUGACAGCAUACUUAAUGAUGAGGAAUGCCAAAAUCAAUGCAACUGGUCUCAUCUCACCACACCUGGUGGGGGGGGAGGGGUGAGGAGGUUGACAACAGCUCUGUACGUAGGAAACUGAGUUCAAAUUACCUGGGACACCUUGGUUAGCACUGCACCUUGGACUCUGUUAGAACUUAUACCUCUAUGCUCUCUGUUAGAACUUUUAGAAUUCAUGAAACAAAGCUACCAAUGAUGAGUGUUUAUCACUCCAGAGAACGUUUGAUCUUGCCAGACAAGUAAUGUACUUCUCCAGAAACAACCAAAAAGCCAAUAGUUUUAUUUAUUUGUUUUGUUAAUACCAAUCGUAUUUUUAUAGGCUCUGAAAGAAGAUAACACUCUACUUCAAAGGAAUAUAGAAAGAAAGGCAAAAUUGAGAGAGCAGGCUGCCCAGGAACAGAUGUCUUCUAUAAAGAACCAUUGACGCAAUGGAUUUUUAAUAUUGUCUGGAUAUUGAUUGUGUUCAGUAGGCAGAUACAAUAUAACACAUACUAGAUCUCAUGGGAAGAUACAGCCUUUAUUGUAUGUUAUUGAUUUAUUACAGUGUCCUGAAAGCUGAAAUAAAAUAUAUACGACUGUCAUCAUUUAUAAUGUUUUCAUAUUUUAUUGUAAAGGUCAGAAGAUUUUUAAUGAACAUAUGUGAAAUAGCUUCUUCUUUUCAUUUUGUAGAUGUCAAAUAUUUUUACUCAACAGAAAAGAUAUCACAGAUGAUAUGAGAAAAAUCAAAAUGUGUUUUCGAACUAAACUAUUUUUUUAAAACAAACAAACAUUUGGUGCUAUGUUAUUCCUUGGCAAUAGGCUCUUUCUUCCUUAAAUAAAGAAAAAAGAAAAGAAAAUUCUACAAAUUCAACUCCAUUUCUUUCUCUCUCACUCCCUUUUUAAAUGUUUCUUUUUUAAAUAUUAAAAUACUUGUAUAUUUUCUUAUGCAUACAUAAUAUUUAUAAAUAUAAAUAUUAGAAGACAUUUGGCACAAUGUGUACCAGAGUCAUCAAUGCUUGUAUUGAUAUCUAUUCACUAACUUGUGUCUUCUUGUGAAUACAUUUAAUAUACUAGAUAAUGGGAUGACUUGCUAUCUCUUAUUUUAUGUCUUAGAUUUUCUAUCUUUCAUUGACAAGCAUGUAUAUGCCAAACAGGCUUUGUAUUUAUCAAGUUCUUGAGGUGCUGUAUACUCAUGCUACUUUGGAUGUAUGUUAAGUUGCUCUUUGUUUAUUCUCUUAUAUACAAUAUAAU
Molecule: messenger RNA, 15960 nt
Organism: Pelobates cultripes (western spadefoot toad)
Lineage: Eukaryota; Metazoa; Chordata; Amphibia; Anura; Pelobatidae
Source: the annotation of a GenBank genome assembly